Messenger RNA from Paramacrobiotus metropolitanus, 2019 nucleotides. Its product is annotated as BTB/POZ domain-containing protein 3-like. The coding region runs from base 540 to 1832 and encodes 430 amino acids. The record is from RefSeq and is a predicted model, not a curated record. Gene Ontology annotation, molecular function: protein binding. NCBI's taxonomy places the organism in Eukaryota, Metazoa, Tardigrada, Eutardigrada, Parachela, Macrobiotidae. The transcript has 8 exons.
UCAUUUCUUGAUUUAGAACCAUUUUAAUUGCUUAUACGGUUAUACCAGCGCAGGCUUAUUGUUCUCUGGACAGGCUAUUACCUACUUCAGUUUUUGAAGUACUUAUUAGAAUUUAUUGAGUCCCUGAAAGAUGAAAUGAAUGUGAAGUCAACCAAAAAUUACUGAAAGAAGGAAACGUUCUCUUGAAAUUAAUUACUCGUAAUUAAGUAAGUGUUUACUCGGUGUCGAAGAUCUGUCGCGAGGGCGACCGCUCGAGAAACUGUUAAAACGGAAAUGCGCCUGCAUUGGAGAUCACAUCCGGGCUGCAACCGCCACGAUGAUGAAGUUACGUGAGCAUUUGCAAACGGCUUGCAAACUGCUCGAGUCUGAAAUUUCUGAAUUUUCCGCACUCUGGCUCUGCAGUCUGCAGUAGAAAACUGAACAAAUCAAAUAGACAUUUGUGAAAUUUUAAGAUCUUUUUGAUUGUUUUUCUCUUGUCGACUUGCCUGUCGUUUUUUUUCCAGCACGGCUUCUUGAAGCUGGAAAUUCCUGGAAUUACAAUGGCAACUAAGAAUCCGGCUUCGUCGAUCGUUCGGGAACAGGGCAAACCCGCUGCAGGAAUUGUCAGCUGCAUCCAGAAGUCAUUAGCCAGCGGUGAGAUGAGUGAUGUGCGAUUCGCGGUGGGACGACAGUUUGGCACCGCUAAAAUCUUCGCAGCCCACAAGUAUAUCUUAAGUAUUCGCAGCGCGGUGUUUCGCACCAUGUUCCAUGGGAGUUUGCCUGAGAAAUGUGACGAGGCCAUCGAUAUUCCUGAUUUUAUUCCCGAGGCCUUCGCUAACAUGCUCAGCUACGUGUACACCGAUUCGCUGGAGAACCUCAGUCUGGAAAAUGUCUUCCCAACGCUGAACUGCGCCGACAAGUACGAUCUACCAGAGCUUGUGCAAACUUGCACAGACUUCAUUACUAGCCGGCUUACUGAAGACGACAUUCUGGCUACUCUGGAACAGGCGAUGCACUGGCAGGCGGAUGAUGUUACGACGAAAUGUUGGCAGUUGAUUGAUUCCAAGACAGGCGCCGUUCUGCAUUCGGACCAGUUCACCGACAUCGCUCCCCGGACGCUGCAAGGGUUACUGCAGCGCAGCAGUCUUUCGGCUGAUGAGGAGUACGACAUUUACCUGGCUGUGGAAAGGGAAAAUAUAUUGCGCCAGUUGUGGUCCGACUUAUGGGCCGCGGCUGCAUGCCAACGCGCCGACAUGGAGGCUUCGGCCGCUAACCGGCGCCAAGUACUGGGAGACGCUUUGUUCCUUAUCCGUUUUCCGCUUCUGUCCAGCGCCCAGCUGACUUCCGGUCCCAUUAAGGAUGGUCUCCUUAACGACGCCGAGGUGUUGAGCGUGUUGAUGUGCCAGACCGGCGGAGCGCAGUCAGCGCUGCCCUUUUCCACGGAGCGUCGCCGCGAUGCCCUGAUGCGGGCGGGCUUCAAGGUGGGCGAGGAGGUGUUUGCGCAGAGCCCGGCGGGUUACUGGUACUAUCCUGCCAAAAUCAAGGGAUAUCGGGCUGCCCAUCUCCUGCUGACGUGGUGCUACAACGGGGAGGAAGGCACAGCGAUGCGCUGCGAUGUGAUGCGCGCUGCAGCCGUCCUAACGAAAGGCCAGGGUCUGCAUGCUUUAGUGGAGAAGGGCUACUAUCGUCACGCGGUGUAUGACAAGAAAAUGCCGGGUGGUAAGCACUGCGUCCUCUUCAACCGUAAAGAAGUGGUGGUGCGCUUUGAGGAGCUGAUGCUGGCGACUGACGCGGAAUACGUGCUGGCUACCAGACAGAUGUCGACGGCAAAGCCCAUUGGUUCAUGGGGUUGAGAAAGUGGAUUGUAACGUCGUAACCGUGUUUUUAACCUGUUUCUGCUGCUCUCUACUGAUGCGGGUUAUGUUUUUUAAAUGUGAAUUUUUGUAUUAUUGACAGUCAGUGCUGCUUUGCAGGUGAUUCUUUAGUGAUGUGAUGGAAAUUAACAAAUGUGAAUUGCUUAACGGCAUUUGAACACCUCGG